AUGGUGGCGAGUGUAGGGGCCGUCAACCCAACUAAUGUGGAGGCGACGGCGUACAUCAGCGCAGUAGCGGCGUUCGCAGUUGUUGUUCUAGUCGUGCUGCUGUUCUUGGGGCGCAGAUGGUGCUAUUCGGCCGUCUUCAGCCGCAAGUGCUGCGAUGAUAUACUCGCGGUCAGCGCUCACGUUGCCGACCCAGCGCUGUCCCUCGACAAUGCCCAAUUCGAUGCUUUGUCGAAACCGAAACAUUACCCCGAACGAAUUUUCACGUUCGAGACGUCGGACUCAGACGAAGAGCUGCGCUUACGCAUUCAACAGGACAAAGAAGAAGUAGAGUGCCAUUAUGAGGAGAAGAAUGAGAACGUUUCGAAGGUAGAUGUGCAACUAGUGGAGACGGCGCUACGAAAGACCAGCUUGAGGGAGACGAAGAUUGAUGAAGUGGUUCCCAAGAGGGCAGAUUACAUUCAUACGCUAGAAGCGCAAAGCAGCGUCGACAGCGAUGUCAUUGCGCAUAAUGACACCUCGCUCCUCUGUGGCGAGAACAGUAGUUCUACAGAACGCGGAUCGGUCGAGUUGACGCUACUAUACGACGCGCCGGUGCGCAGUAUGACUGUGCAUGUGCUGCAGGCACGCGGACUACCGCAGAAGGCACAGGGACAAAUACUGCAGAGUCAGGCAAGAAUUGUACUUUUACCAUUGAAAAAACAAAAGUACAAAACUAAGAUCCGGAACGGCGAGAACCCUCAGUACAUGGAGAGUUUUGUUCUGCACAAAAUUAAUCCAGAAGAUGUGCACGGUCUCGGCCUGCGCAUCCGUAUUUACGGUUGCGAGAGAAUGCGCCGUCAUAGGCUCCUGGGAGAAGCUGCAGUUAGCUUUGCGGCGCUCAACCUAGAGCUCGAGAACAGUCUGUGGCUUCAUCUGGCACCGCGUCAACAUCAUCAACCAACCUUACAGAUACCGAAGUUGGAGCUUGACGGGUCUGUGACUGGCGUGCUGGCCAGUCCGUCUUCCGCCGUGGUGGCGGCGUCUCCUGGCGGUGGCGAGGCCUGCAGCUUGGCGCGUUCAGACUCCGCUUCUUCGUGCUGCAGUGUGCGUUCCGCCCCGGAACUGCUUCUCGGGUUGCAGUACAACCCCACCACCGGCCAUCUAUCCGUCGAGAUCAUCAAAGGCACUCACUUCCGCAAGUUGUCUCCGAACAAGGCGCCGGAUACCUACGUGAAGCUUUGUCUGAUAAGUCCUCUGGGCAUGGAAAUGGGCCGCUGCAAAUCCACCACGCGGCGGGCACAAUCCAACCCACUUUACAAAGAGCUGUUUAUAUUCCAGGUUGCGCUGUUCCAACUGACCGAAGUAACGCUGAUGGUGUCGGUGUGGUGGCGGCGGAGCGUGAAGCGCAACGAGAUGGUGGGCUGGUUCUCUUUGGGGCACAGCUGCUCGGGGCGCGAGGAGGAGAGGCACUGGCAGGAGUUGUGCAGCCAUCAAGGAGAACAGAUACAACGAUGGCACGUGCUCCUGGACUCC
Iphiclides podalirius (scarce swallowtail) is the source of this 1512-nucleotide messenger RNA. Lineage: Eukaryota; Metazoa; Arthropoda; Insecta; Lepidoptera; Papilionidae. The record is from the annotation of a GenBank genome assembly.